This is a messenger RNA of Athalia rosae (coleseed sawfly), 5852 nucleotides long. RefSeq lists its product as uncharacterized. Bases 350 to 5236 code for a protein of 1628 amino acids. The record is from RefSeq and is a predicted model, not a curated record. Gene Ontology annotation, molecular function: zinc ion binding; ATP binding; nucleic acid binding. Gene Ontology annotation, biological process: DNA replication; double-strand break repair via homologous recombination. The transcript is spliced from 9 exons. Gene Ontology annotation, cellular component: nucleus; chromosome; cytoplasm. NCBI's taxonomy places the organism in Eukaryota, Metazoa, Arthropoda, Insecta, Hymenoptera, Athaliidae.
AGGCCAUCAGCACUUUACCGAAAUGUCGAAUUUUCCAACCGCACAUUCCACAACCCGUUAACACUAUUUGGCCAUCUUGCUUUUUACUGCUUUAUAUGAACCACGCCAGACGGAGACACUCGUCAGAUGUCAACUUCGACGAACAGGUGAUCUCCGAUUUCGACUCAAACUUCGAGUUGACGCCUCGAGACUAUCGAACAUUAAAAUUAUAUUUACGCGCGUAAAAUCUGUCAAAAUUCUGAACAUUUUAUAACCUAAUCCUACCAUCCGUAUGUCGACUACUCUCCUGUCGGUGGGAUCGCCUUCUCUCAUAAUAUUUAAUGUAGACUAUUUUUCCUAAUCCCACGACAUGGAGCUCCUGGAAAAUCCGAGUUUCAAAAGUAAAUACCAUAAGUCAAAAUCGAAAGUAAAGCAAUGGGAAAGCGGCUUUAUGGAAAAAUAUGGGAGGAAACCAAACAAGAACGAUAUCAAGGAGGCUGACGUCUCGAUCAGAGAUGCGUACAAAAUGUACUGGAAAUUGAAGACGCGAGCUUUGGAAGAAACUUUAAUGGAUAUAACAUUUUCUGACGAUGUACAAGCGAACAUAUCUACUUGCACAUUGAACACGUCUGUCGCGGUAGAUUCUGUUGAAAAAAACACGGAGUUACCACCUGAUGUUUGCAAUACAGAAAAUUGUAAUCCAGAAAUUGAGAAACUUCCAAAAGAAACAGACUUCGAGGCUGUACCAACAGAGAUUGGAAUAAACGCAGAAGGGGCAUGGGGAAGUCACUUGAACAAUGAAAAAAAAGUGGUACAAAAAAAGGAAAAUCUUCUCGUGGGUAGAUCAAGUUCAUUUCAGUUGUCGCAGAAAUUGUUUAAUAGUACCAGUUUCACCAAGAGAAAUCCUAGGAAGUCUUUAUCAAUGGUCAAGUCUAAGAGCAGGUCUGAUUUGGACACCAGCAUGUCAUCAUUGAUUCAAAAAGAUGGAGUUGACUCCCAAACAGAGGAUGGAUUUAAUCCCAAUGAAAUAAUGAAACCAAUAUUAGGGGAUAAGGUAAAAGUAAGUCGCACAGAGGGUAAAAUAAGCUCCCAGCCGGUAAGUGCAAUUCAUCAGUUAAUAGCAGGCAAGGCGGUGAAUAUUUCCAGGAAAAUAGAUGCAGGCUGGCUAGAGAGAUGUUCAGAUCAAAAUUAUCCCAAGGGUUCAUUGUCACAACCGAACAGAUUAUCUGGAAUCAGCGAUUCUGGAGUUGAAUCAUUGGAGUCGAGCACGUAUUCACCAUACACGAUAAAUACCUUAAUUAGUUCACAAACACCCCCGCUAUUUUCCGACGAAGAAGAUUUUGUUUGCGGCAGUGACUCCGAAGGUGAACGUAAGAACAAACGUGUUAGGAAUAUUAGAAUACGUGCAAGCAGCGUGGAAAGACAAGCAAUUAAACGGCCAUGCAGGGAACCUUAUCUGCCAAGUUUGGGCAGCCUACCAUCGUCACAAGAGACUCUUGAAAUUAAUUCUAGUUUGCCAUACUCCGUGAAAACUGUGGAAAGUAGUUUAAGAGAAUUGUCGAUACCGAGAAAUAGUGAAAUAGAAGUGAAUAUUACGGACAAAAAAGAAGUGAAAUUGGUAACUGACAACACAGAGAACAGCAAUACGCAAAACCAAUGUGAUGAGAUUACUGCUCCAAAAGAAGUGAAAGAACAGCUUGUGGCAGCUGCUCCUACCACACAGACUGUAAAAAGACUCAAUAAUAGGAACCAGAAUGAUACUUCUGACAAUUCUGAAUUCAAAGCUAUGUGUAAUGACAGUGAAAAAACCGAAGAAGUAAAGAGAACUCCACCGAUGCGUACUACUAAAGAAGCUGCUCCUACAACAAGAACUCGACAACGAGCCUCUAGAAAGAUCCUACAAAAGACUCCUGAUAAUUCUGAUUGCAAGAGUACUCGAACAACGGGCACCACUAAAAAUACGAGACAAACGCAGCGGAAAGCCUAUAGAAGAAUCCAAGAAAAUACUUCUGAUGAUUCUGAAUCUGAUGCUAUGCCUGAAAGUAAAAUCGCAGAUGAGGUGACUAAAAAAACGAGAAAAACCCGAACCACAUGCACCACUAGGAAAACUGCUCAAACAAAACGAACUCAAAAGAAAAAUGAUGAAAAUGUAGAAAUUCAAACAACACGACCUAUUAGGAAGCCGCCAUCAAGAGCGAGCAAGAAAGAAAUUGUCCAUUCUCCAACUAGGGAGAAAAAUGAACUAGUUGAGAGACCUGAGCCCCAAAUUUAUGGAGUUGAUACAGUAAAUGCAGUACCCCGAUUUGCAUUGCCAAGAAUUGAGAGUGGUGAUUUAGUUGCCAAUUUUUCGCAAGUCAUUUCUAAAUCUCUGCCUACAGACAGAGUAACAGCACCUGAAGCAUCUGGCUCUAACAGCAAGAAGAAACUGACAGAUAAAGAAAGACUUGCGGAAAAAAUUUCUACUGGACGUUUAAACGAAAACUUUGUGAGAAUUAAUCUGAAAAAGAAAGUGUUUGUAAGAGGGAAAAAGACCAUGACAUUCCAAAAGUACAAGAAAAAUCAGUGGAAGCAGAAGAAAAAAGAAUUGGCAUCUGGAGCAGGAAGUCUGGAUUUGGCCGAUUUAGUUGAAAACAAGGGAAUUUUAAAAUGUUUCAAAUGCGGUGAUAUUGGGCACUUUUCUAAGGAAUGCAAGUCGCUGAAAUCUGAUGAAUUGCUCCCACUGAUUGGUGAUGAAGAACCAUGUGAGUAUCCAACACUGGAUGAGGCGGCAAAGAUGGCGAGUGAAUCUGUUCUGGCGGCUCAUCGGAAUAGGAUCAGUAUUAUCCCACAGACUUCUUCCCGUGCCUUACUUUUGCCACAUAUGAAAGAUGAUGAAAACAAUGAAAACCAGAUAAAAAAUAUGCCACCUGCUAUUCCUGAAACUGUUCCCACUGAUGACGAGAACAUCGACAGUUUGUUAGAUGAUCUCGACUUUGCAGACGACAUCGAAAUUAAUAAUUCUGAAACUGUUCAUUCAGGACAUAUCAUACCUGAACAUCUACUUGCCAAACUCCUUCCUCCAGAAAUUGGUCCAGUGAAACCUUUAUACCCCAAAGAAUUGAGCGAUCAACUUAGCGCAACACCAAAUGACGUCUUAGAGGCAUUGCAAAAUUUCGGUCACGAGGCCUUCAGACCUGGGCAAGAGAAAGCAGUGAUGAGAAUAUUGUCCGGACAGUCGACGUUAGUCACUUUGUCAACUGGUGCUGGAAAAAGCUUGUGCUACCAGCUACCUGCUUAUCUUUAUGCUAAGCAUUCGCGGUGCAUCACCCUUGUUAUAUCCCCUCUAGUUUCUUUGAUGGAUGAUCAAGUGACCGGAGUUCCAAAGUUUCUAUCAGCCGCUUGCCUGCACACUGCCCUAGCAGCAAAACAACGAACAAUCGUUAUGGACAAGGUGAAAGCAGGGACUCUCGAUAUUCUCCUCGUAUCUCCAGAAGCUGUUGUUGCUGGGGAAAAGUCAACAGGCUUCGGUGCCCUUCUCAGACAACUUCCUCCGAUUGCUUUUGCCUGCAUCGACGAAGCGCAUUGCAUUUCUCAAUGGUCCCACAACUUUAGGCCAUCCUAUCUCAUGGUCUGUAAAGUAUUGAGAGAAAAAUUAGGAGUGAAAACCAUUCUGGGCCUGACUGCAACAGCCACAAAAUCGACUGCUGAAAGUAUCGUUAACUAUCUAAAUAUCCCCGAUGGAAUGGCUGGCGUCAUUUCUGAUACUCCAUUGCCUCGUAAUUUAACUUUAACGGCAUCGAAGGAUCAGCAUCGUGAUCAUGCGCUGAUAGAAUUGUUACGGAGCCAACGGUUCGAAAAUUUGGAUUCUCUGAUCGUUUACUGCACAAGGCGAGACGAAUGUGUCAGGAUUGCUGGCUUAUUAAGAACAUCUUUAACUGAUCCUAAAAGUUAUGGAAAGUCAGAGAAAAAGGUAUCCCCCAUAGCAGAGGCUUAUCAUGCAGGAUUAUCUGCCUCUCGUAGGAAGGUUGUUCAAAAAGCGUUCAUGAAUGGAGACACUAGAAUUGUAGUUGCGACGGUUGCCUUUGGAAUGGGUAUUAAUAAGCCUGAUAUUAGGGCAGUUAUUCAUUUCAAUAUGCCCUCAAAUUUCGAAAGUUACGUGCAGGAGGUUGGCAGAUCUGGGCGAGACGGUCUUCCUGCCCAUUGUCACGUGUUCAUAAGUUCCGAGACUUCAGGUGACAAGGCUGAGUUACGUCGUCACAUCUAUGCCAAUGGGGUUGACAGACAUAUGAUAAGACGUUUGUUACAAAAAGUAUUUGUACCCUGCUCUUGUGCCAAUACCGGCAAUCCCGGUGUUAACAAAAGAUGCCCAGGGCACGAAGUGGCCAUACCAGUAGACGAAAUUGUGAUGGCCCUUGACAUACCUCAAGAAAUUAUCUCCACUCUUCUUUGUUACCUUGAACUUCAUCCGAAAAAAUUCAUCACCACUUUACCAUCGGUUUACAUUAACGCUAAGGUGACCAGUUACAAUGGUCCAAAAGCUCUGAAAAUUGCCGCUCAAUCCUCACCACCACUGGCCAUGGCCAUUGCUUUAGAUCUUAAACGAGGAGUAUCUCAUGAAAAUAGUUCGAUCAUAGAAUUCCCAGUCGUGGAUGUUGCUGCUGCUAUAGGAUGGGAUAGCGGUGUCGUGAAAGGACACCUAAAAGAUCUGGAGUGGAAGAAUACAGAAACUGGCGGAUGGAAAAGAACUGCGAUAUCUGUAAAUUAUGAUACACUAGGCUUCAGAGUAAGAGCACCUGGAGAUUUAUCCAAUGCAGAGUUAGACGAAGCUUUGGAUUUAUUGACAGAACGUACGUCAACGCAACAGCGAAUGGGCCUCUACCAGUUGGAAGCGAUUUGCUUAGCACUAUCAAAAGUGUCGGUAGAUUCUGUCAGGCAAUGUCGAGAGCUUACAGAAAAUUUAUUGGACAGAUCCGAAGCGCUGAAGAAGACAAUCAGGGAGUAUUUCCAAUCUGAAAAUCCUAUGGAAGAAAUCGAUUUGAAACUUGAGACCAAGCUGCUGAACGAUUCCCAGAUUGCAAGUGACGUUCGAAAUCUGGUCCAUUGUUAUCGGGAUAGUAAUUUUACAGGGCGUGCAGUUGCGCGCAUUUUCCAUGGAAUACAAAGUCCGAAUUAUUCAGCAUUAGUGUGGUCACGUUGUAAGUUUUGGAGAGCUCAUCUCUCCGUAAAUUUUGAACUCAUCUGCCAAAUAGCCACGCGAGAAAUUUUGGCUAUGCGUUAGGGACUUAGUUACAAUUACUUACUGGACUGCCAUAGAUUUCCAUUCUUGGGAAGUUCAUAUUCAUUUUUUUUGGACCACGAUGCUCCGGACUAUAGAAUUGAACCACACUAUUGGCAGUUAAUAGGUUAUUAGCCAAUGCAGACGUGUGAUUAUUUACUUUUUACUUUACCCAAACCCUUAAUUUAUUUUUUGCAUGAAUUCAAGUCCCGGUAGCGGCUAAAUAAUUCUGUGACUAGGCAUACGGUCUUAGAUACAAAUUUUAAUUUUAUAAAGCGUUAUUAUGAGCAUGCUGCGUAUUUUCGUUUGUUUUCUCUUUUAUUGAGCUUGACGAAAUGUAAAAGGAAUAUAUGGCCACACACAUUGUAUCUGGAUAGCCCAACAUUGUCUUUCGUGAUGUUGCUUCUUCAAAUAGUGAAAAAUAACGAACAACGCAGAGUAAAAUUGGCCCACCAAGACCUCAGCUAACAUUACUUUUCUAAUAUAUGUAUAGGUUUAAAGUUAAACGAAAAAAGAUUAAUUAUUGACAGCAUGUAAAUUUUAAUCGACCCUGUUUACAAAUAAGUUUGUUUUUGAUUAACCGAAUUUCUGAAUAAAAAAUUCAAGCGACUUUGCUGUG